Molecule: messenger RNA, 2127 nt
Organism: Leishmania braziliensis MHOM/BR/75/M2904
Lineage: Eukaryota; Euglenozoa; Kinetoplastea; Trypanosomatida; Trypanosomatidae
Exons: 1
Coding region: 1-2127 (708 amino acids)
Source: RefSeq, a predicted model, not a curated record
AUGGAAACGUUGCUGCACCGCUCCUGUGUGCCAGCCACCGCAGCGACCCCCACCGCAGAGUUGUCCUUUCUGGAGAAGUCUAGACAUUUCUCACCACACGAGUCUGGUGCCAUUCGCAUCACGAGCUCGUCUCUGCGAACGUCAGAUCUGUCCUCGUUGUGCCUAAACAUCGUACCCCAGCGGGAGCGGACGGGUAGCGUGGGAGUCCGGCUCAGCGCCUCGAUCAUUCACUAUAGCCCUGCAAGGAUGCUGCCGGAAUCCCCCUCACGAGUGGAUACGUUAGCGCGCGAUGCGGUGAAGAACUGUGAGCAACAGCUAAAGCAAGAGGAAGAGCCCUUUGGUUCCUCGUAUCGAGAGGUCGAGGAACGGCGCGCCUCAAAGGCUCUAGCCCCCAGUGGCGUGAGCGACGCAAGCGCCACUGAGGACGGAGCCCGCACCCGUGGAGCAGAGCUCGUGGGAGACAGUGACGACGAGGAUGUGUACAACUCGCGCAUUGCGCGGAGAAUCCGCGCCUUUCUCGAGAGCAUUAGGGAGGAGGACUUUACGCUCAAUCCCCCACCGGUAGACGCGACGGACAUGGAGGCUAACGGUGAGUAUGUAGAUGAGGAGACGCUGCGCCAGCAGCGACUAGAGCGGAUGACGGUUGAUGAAAUGCGCAGCAUCACAUCGGAGGCGCAGCGAGAGCUCCUGAUUUCCCUCUACGACGCCAUCACGCUGGAGACGGACUUGAUGGAGAUCAGCGAGGAUGUUUCCGUGCUCAAGCGGGCUGUCGGCCAGAGAGACGAGGUCAUUGAGAUGCUGAAGAUGCAGCUCAGCACGGCGGAUGAAUACAAUGAGGAGCUGCACAACGCCAAGAAGGAGGCGUUGCGCAAGCUCAGCGAUGCGAAGACGGAAAUGGCAUUGCUUAGCCAGCGUAAUGCAAAGUUGUCGAAGCUACUACAAGAAAGGGAGGAGGAGCUGCAGCUGAGUCUUCUGGGCGGUACCAACACCUUGGCUGGCGCGUUGCUACCAGCACCGGAGCGCAGAGAUGAGGGCACCAUCACAACCGAGGCACCACGCUCGGUUGUGACCGCGGAUUCGGCCAGUGUCGGGGUGUUCAACAAGGGCAGCUGCUCCACCCUCUCAUCCCCGACGCAGCACCGACUACACGAGCUGGAGGAGAUGCUCUGGAAGCUACAGUGUCUCCGUGACGUGCUUCACUCCAAGGAAAAGGCGAAGGAUGAUCUAGAUCAGCAGGUAUGGCAGUUGGCGAUGAGCGUCAAGGGGUCUCGGGCUGCAGCGGCAAGCAGUGCUUCUCCAAACGGUGGUGAUGGCUUCUGUCAGCUGCAAGGAGUGAGUGACGCCUCCACUGAAGUGGGGUGCAUGCCGCGAUGUCGGUGUAAAGAGGCUGCAGGCUGCGCUGACUCUCUCGAAGAGGCGCAGAUUCUGCGGGUGAAGGUGUUGGCGCAGGGGGCGAACACCAGGGGAGCCAAAACCCGUGGGGUGAGCCGCCGCGAAAUCGCCACGAAGACCGAGAUAGCCUCCCAGAAACAGUUGGUGGGGUCGUCCGGUCUGGUUUCCACAAGUACGACGGCACCACCGGGGCAGGGCGGCAGUUGUGGCUGUGGCGCACCCGCGGGCGCUAACCUAGCGCUGCUUCAGCGGCAGCUUGACCGCGCCCAGGCGGACGCAAGACGUCUCGAAAGCGAGCUGCGCGCAGAGCGUGAGAAGUCGCAGAGACAGAGCGUGACUGAGAAAAAACUGCUGGAGAAUGUUACCAGUCUCGCCCAGCAACUACGUGCUCGCGAGGCGCUCGAUCGCGAGACACGCCGGCAGCGUCGGGCUCAGCAGAGCGGUACGCGGGGCGACGACGGUGGCGCGGCGGAGGGGCGCCGGACUUUGUUUUAUCCCAGUCGCUUCAGUCUUGGUGACCGUGCUGGCGUGCGGCGCGAGGCGAGCGCAGUCGCGGAGGACGUUCACGAUGGAGCCGUCUCGACAUGGGCUCCGUGCAGUGUGAACCGAGUAUCCGGUGACGUUGGUGUGGGUGCUGCAGCGGUGACUUCCAGGACGAGCCACGCGAGCUCACCAGAGCUUCGCCGGCGCAGAGAGUCGAUCUUUGCGUCGCUGCGUGACGCUCACACGACUUAG